This is a messenger RNA of Colletotrichum destructivum, 1067 nucleotides long. RefSeq lists its product as uncharacterized. The coding region runs from base 172 to 819 and encodes 215 amino acids. The record is from RefSeq and is a predicted model, not a curated record. The transcript is spliced from 3 exons. NCBI's taxonomy places the organism in Eukaryota, Fungi, Ascomycota, Sordariomycetes, Glomerellales, Glomerellaceae.
ACACACACACACACACACACACACACACACACACACACACACACGCUCAAACGUUUCCUCUCUAUCUCUAUUGCUCUCUGUUCAGAUCAAUUCGUUCAAUACGGGACACCAGAUCCUCGUAGCAAAUUCGCUCAACGCCUUCACCAAAACUCACCACCCAUAACCACUGCAAUGGCCAUCACCGAGCUCAUCUUUCCGCCUCUGAAGGCUGAAGAGAUUAUCAGGACCAACUUUUACAGCAAAAUUCCCAGUUUGCUACGCGAUACCUUCAAGGUUGCCAACGGCCCAAACGCCUCAGCGGUGGCUCGCAUCCUCAAGAGUACCCCGGCCAACGCGGAGAAUCACAAAGGCUAUCUUGCUGUCUUCAGCUGGGAAAGCCUUGAGAAGAUUCAAAAUUUCUUGAAGACGCCCGAGUUUGUCGGGUUCAAGUCAUCCCUGGUAGACUACGUGGAUGGUCCCCCAGUGUUGCAAUUCUUUGAAGCAGCUCCAGGCGUAGUGCCUGAGAACACUCUCCAUGGCAGCACCCACUUCUUCGUCAUCAAGGCGGCGGGUACAGAGGACCAAGUCAACCAGGCGAGAAAGUAUUGGGGUGGUAUCACGUCUACCUUCUCCAGAAUUGCCGGAGAUGAGGUCAAGUAUCACAGCGGUGAUGGCAAGUUGAACUACGAUGGUCAGUUUUCUGGUUUCAGUGGUUGGAAAUCCAUCGAGGCUCUCAAUGAAGCACUUGGCCAGUCAGAGGUUCAGAACCAGCUUCAGGCUCUCUUUGAAACCUGUGGAAGCGUUUCAAGCUUCGUCUUGGAGCUCAAACAUGUUUUUUGAUUAUAGUUGGGCAGUGAUGUACAUCGUCACUUGUUGAUUGAACAAAUCCAUGUGUUUUAGACUAGACAAGAACCUCAACUCAAAUUUGUUGCGCCUGAUGGAAAACAACAUUCUCCAGAUGAGAUUACAUGGAUCAAAGCCGGGUUUGCUAAGUGAAUAAAGAUAGGCCUAUUUCUCCUUGUUUCCAUCUCUCGUGCCUGUAGAAAAGAAUUUGAAGAUGGCGGUGUUACAUAUCCAAUUGAAUGAGU